AGUGGAGCCGCUGACGACAUCGUCAAAACUGGAAGAGAGACUUCUUCGUAUGAAUAGAAAUAAAAGUAAAAUCAUAGAUUUCUGUUUCUACCCUCAACUCCAGACCCUACCUCCCCCAAUUCUGAUUUCUGGAGUUAGGGUUCCUUCCCCUUUCCCUUUCUCUCUUCUAGCUUCACCAAUCCUUCCUUUAAUCUUCAAUCUUUUGUCUGUUCUUUUUAUCUUCGGAUAUAAACCGAAUAAUUUGCAGAGGAAAUGGCUGGAUUCGCGCGCAACUGCAUUCAAUCGCUGCUAAAGUUGGUGAAUUCUGGCUUAGGAAUGGUGGGGAUUGCCAUGAUCAUCUACUCUCUUUGGAUGCUUAGGGUUUGGCUCCGCCAUGAAGAAUCGGCUUCAGCCCCCGUCCCUUGGUUCAUAUACACUACACUUGGCCUUGGGGUCACUUUAUGCAUGAUCUCAUGCUCUGGCCACAUUGCUGCGGAAACUGUCAAUGGUUGCUGCCUGUACAUCUACAUGGUCUUUGUCUUUCUUCUGUUCGUACUGGAAGCUGCAAUUACUGCAGAUGUAUUCUUAAACCACAAGUGGGAGGAGGACUUCCCCAAAGACCCAACUGGAAAUCUUGAUCACUUAAAGGACUUCAUCAAGGAUAAUUUUGACACCUGCAGAUGGAUUGGCUUGACUGUGGUGUCUGUACAGGGACUAAGUAUGUUGCUGGCUAUGAUUCUUAAAGCGUUAGGAACACAUACUGAGAGAUUUUAUGAAAGUGACGAUGAUUAUCUACCAGAUAGGGUACCUCUUCUUAAGAAUUAUGUUCCGCCACAAGCGUAUGUUGUCAGUGAACCAGCUUAUGGGAAAAAUGAUGCUUGGAAUGUAAGAAUUAAUAGCAAUAGCAAGGUACAUCCAUAUUAACUUUUUAAUUUUGAAGGGUUAUUGCUUACACGUUCAGAGUAAUUUUAAAUGGUUAUAUUAAUAGCAAGAUACAUCCAUAUUAACUUUUGAUUUUGAAGGGUUAUUGCUUACAC
Molecule: messenger RNA, 1016 nt
Organism: Striga asiatica
Lineage: Eukaryota; Viridiplantae; Streptophyta; Magnoliopsida; Lamiales; Orobanchaceae
Source: the annotation of a GenBank genome assembly